UCUUGUUACAUUUUUGCUCAUUUUCAGUCGUUCAUACGAGGUGGUCGGUGCACUUCACACCCUCAAAACAAACAAAAAUGUCCAAAAAGUCCUAAGUAGGAUACAUUAUCCACAAAAUUCCCGUAAUAUAGUUUGCAAAAACGGAGUUAUCGAAGAUUAUAGGAAUAACCAUUUAAUAGUACGUGGGACUGAAACGGGGUUGGGUGGGGUUUCUUAUUUUCUGGUAUCCAAAUCCAGAAAAUUCAAACUUUCAUUGAAGCCUCCACGAAAAUUCAAUUCAGAAUUCAUAAUUCAUAACCACCAUAGAACAGAAGUGAAUGAUUCAAAUAGUUAUUCGUAUAAUCUAAUUCAACAUCGUUACAAAGAGAAAACAUCCAAAUCGCAUCAAUUUCUUGGUUCCCCCAGAUUGUUUUCUGAAUCUUGUUGUUGCUGUUGAUUUGGAACAGUAAUCAUUGUUAAGACUAGAGACAAAGUUUGGAGGAAAAAUUCAUGUCUGUUGAAUUUUGAGGUUUUUCUUUUUUCGGUGUGAGGAAAAAAAAUGAAUGUGGUAGGGAGAGUUGGAAGUUUGAUAAGCCAAGGUGUGUACUCAGUUGCUACUCCUUUUCACCCCUUUGGUGGUGCUGUUGAUGUGAUUGUUGUUCAGCAACAAGAUGGUACAUUUAGAAGCACACCUUGGUAUGUUAGGUUUGGUAAAUUCCAAGGUGUUCUCAAAGGUGCUGAAAAGGUUGUUAGAAUAAGUGUUAAUGGUGUUGAGUCUGACUUCCAUAUGUAUCUUGACAAUUCUGGGGAGGCUUAUUUUGUGAAGGAGGUGGAUGAGGAGAAAGGGAUUAAUCUUGAUCAAGAUUCUGAUAACAAAACUGGUAAUUUUUUGAGUAAUGGUCAUGUACUUGAUCAUAGUAUCUCGGAUUCUGGGGUGCUUCGGUUGAAAGAUAAGGUUGAUUCAUCCGUUGUGCCUCGGAUUCAAAGGACGGAAUCCGAUGGGAGAUAUUAUGACUUCCAUGAUUCUUUUGACAGUUCGGUUGAUUUAUCAGAUUACGGGUCUAACUCGUAUGAGACUCUAGAGGGUGAAAAUUCCGUGGACUCAAAGGGUCCUCACCCUGAGAUGGUUUUAGUGAGUGUCGAUGGUCAUAUAUUGACGGCUCCUAUCUCAGAAUCAGAGCAGACUGAGGAAAAUGUCCAGUUGAGAAAUCCUCAAUUUCAUCUUGGCCCGGCUGAGGAGACUGACAUAUGUGAAGGAAAUGAAGAGUUUAGUUCCGGCGAAACUGCUUGGGCUGCUGAUUAUAUUACCAAGCUGGAUGUUUCAACAGAUGAUGUCCAAUCCAUUCGACGUGACACUAAUGGUAACGGUAACACCUCCAUGGCCUCGCUUGAAGUUCGUCAAAGAGAGGAGGUGAGUAUUUGUCAAUCACAACAAACUCUGGAGGUCGAAAUUCAAGAUCUUCAUACGAUAACUGAUUCAGAAGGUGUGGUUGCAUCUGGUCUCAAGAGGGAGAGUGUCUUCAAAAGCUGUUUGGAACUACAGGAUCUUGUGCAGCAGUUCGAAAGCCCUGACUUGCAAGGUUCUAGGUCAUUAUUGGAGGUUAAAAAUUCAUCUGGUGAAUCUAAUGCAAGUUCUCCUGUAGUUGAUGAAAAUGAACAAGAGAUAGUUAUACAAUCUGAUGCAAGUUCUUCUGUAGUUGAUGAAAACAAACAAGAGAGCGUUGAAAAAUCUCAAAAUAUUAACGGAUUAUCCUCCACAACUAGUCCUACUUCUUCUGGUGGUCAUAAAUCUCCAAAGUCGGAAUCGGGACUUCAAGAUCAAGAGGUUGAAAAGGAUGCAUCAGGAGAAGUUGAAACUGCUUCCACCUCUCCUUCUGUCAUUGAUGAUACUGAAAGGAAUAACGAACAAGUUCCCAUGUCGGUAUCGAAUGGCGGGGAAGAUGAUAGUCGUCAAACCACUUCACUCGAAAAUAUUAGUAAUAGUGCAAGUGAGGUGGUGGAACCUCAAACCGAAACUUCAAGUAAAGGUCACCGAAUCCAUUCCGGUUUGGGAUUUGAGAUUUCUCUCUGUGGUCAUGAACUUAAGGCGGGUAUGGGUUUGGAAGCUGCUGCUGGAGUGUUUGAAGCGCAUCGAAUAUCGGAAGAGUAUUUUGCAAAUUCUGCACCGUCAAUAAUCAAAAAUCAAAAUCUUGUUAUCAAGUUUAAAGAGAUGUACUUGACGUGGGAAAAGGCCGCUCCUCUUGUUCUUGGAACGGCUGUAUUUGGUUCAAAUUUACCUGUUGAGCAGAAAGAUGCAAUUCCUGUGGAACAAGAUCAACAAUCACCUACAUCUGGACGUAGAUGGAGACUUUGGCCUAUUCCUUUUCGAAGGGUCAAGACACUUGAGCACAAUUAUAGCAAUGCAUCAAAUGAGGAGGUAUUUCUAGAUUCCGAGUCCGGGGCCCUUGUAGAACCAACUCCAACAUCGAGCUCCGAGGGUUCUCCUCGUAAGCAAUUUGUAAGGACAAAUGUUCCCACCAAUGAACAGAUAGCAUCGUUGAAUCUUAAAGACGGUCAAAAUACAGUAACCUUCAGUUUCUCUACAAGGGUUCUGGGAACACAACAGGUUGAUGCUCAUAUAUACUUAUGGAAGUGGAAUGCAAGAAUUGUAAUUUCAGAUGUUGAUGGAACUAUUACAAAGUCUGAUGUUUUAGGACAGUUCAUGCCUUUGGUUGGCAAAGAUUGGACACAAUCUGGAGUGGCAAGGCUUUUCUCUGCCAUUAAGGAAAACGGAUACCAGCUGCUGUUUCUGAGUGCUCGCGCAAUUGUCCAGGCAUAUCUAACGAGGAACUUCCUACUUAACCUGAAACAGGAUGGAAAAACCUUACCUAAUGGACCUGUUGUUAUUUCUCCUGAUGGAUUAUUUCCUUCACUUUUCCGAGAAGUGAUAAGAAGAGCACCUCAUGAAUUCAAGAUUGCUUGUCUAGAGGAUAUCAAAAGACUUUUCCCUUCUGAUUAUAAUCCAUUCUAUGCGGGGUUUGGCAAUAGAGACACAGAUGAGCUUAGUUACAGGAAGAUUGGAAUCCCAAAGGGCAAAAUAUUCAUUAUUAACCCUAAGGGUGAGGUGGCUAUUAGUCAACGUAUUGGUGCAAAGUCAUAUACAUCGUUACAUACCCUCGUCAAUGACAUGUUUCCGCCUACUUCUUUGGUCGAGCAGGAGGAUUACAAUGCAUGGAAUUAUUGGAGAAUGCCAUUGCCAGAUGUUGACUAAUUUUUCGGUUUAAGUUAUUCCCUUCCCUUUGAUAAGGAUCCGUUGGUGCGGAACAAUUCACCACGUCCACCAAAAAGCCAGACAAAUCGACCAAUUUGACGCAUUUAUGUGCCAUAACUGAGCAAAGAGUACAUUCUAUCCCAGAAAUCAUUGAUGAUUGGGCAUGUAAGUUAUCCAAGGACAUAAUUCAUUAUGAAGGCAAUGCCCAUGUUUUACUUCUUUUUUGAUCUGCAUUAAAUCUUGAUUCAUUUCUACUCAUCAACAGAGUUGAAUAACAUUCGGCUUACAUGGUAACUGCCACAUCUUGUAUAUUUUUUCAUUGGGUUAUUAUGAAACAACGGCAUACAUGCUUAUCAAAACAACUAUCUUUUCUCUCUAAUUCUAAUUCUAAUUCUAGUUCUGUGUCAGUGGUUGUGGUUGUGGUCACCAAGCAUUAGAGUUUGUGUUUUCAUGCCAUGAUUUGCAAUACUGUUAAGUCUUAGUCUUAACUCGGUGAUUAUGAUUAUUUUAGGGUGUGUUUAAAUUGUAGAUUCUGAAAAUAUGUCACCCUAGGCAUUGUAAUAUUAGUAUGGAUUACUCAAUUAGCUUAAUGAUUUGUUUGGCUUCUGUUUUUCA
Molecule: messenger RNA, 3844 nt
Organism: Lathyrus oleraceus (garden pea)
Lineage: Eukaryota; Viridiplantae; Streptophyta; Magnoliopsida; Fabales; Fabaceae
Product: phosphatidate phosphatase PAH1
Exons: 11
Coding region: 539-3229 (896 amino acids)
Biological process (GO): lipid metabolic process
Molecular function (GO): phosphatidate phosphatase activity
Source: RefSeq, a predicted model, not a curated record